This is a messenger RNA of Dermatophagoides farinae (American house dust mite), 855 nucleotides long. Lineage: Eukaryota; Metazoa; Arthropoda; Arachnida; Sarcoptiformes; Pyroglyphidae. The record is from RefSeq and is a predicted model, not a curated record.
CAAGGAUACAGCUGACAAAAACAAGAAACAACUACGUAAUCAAUUGGCAAAAACCAGUGAUUUCGUUCAAUCAUUCCAGAAAUUUAUUGCAUUGGAUUGAUGGUGAAUAAUUCAUUUUUUUUUACAGCUCAAUCAAAUUAUUUGUCAUCGAUUUUUCGAUUAUAAUGUUUCCAGGCUAUAAAAUCUCCUUACAAAUAUCGAAGUAACAUAAUGGUGGAUAAUGAUAAUCUAGACACAAUGUUGCGAAGAGAGAACAACAAAAAUAAUGGAACGGAUAUUAGUGUGGAUGAUGAACAGAAAUUUGCUGCAAAGUACAAGAUCGAUCAUAAACGACGAUAUUAUCCAUUCACAAUAGUAUGGACACCUGUUCCGAUUAUUUCAUGGCUAUUUCCACAUGCUGGACAUCUAGGUAUUGGUAAAUCCGAUGGUAGUGUAAAAGAUUUUGGCCGACCAUAUAAGAUUCUUACCGAUAGUUUACAAUUUGGACGUCCACUCAAAUAUUGGAUACUCGAUCCUCGAUUAGCCAAAAAUGGCAUCAAAGGUUGGGAUGAUGGUAUCGAUGAUGCAGGAAACGUCUUCUGUAAACGAAUGAAUUAUGUAUUGGUUUCGAAUUGUCAUUCACAUGUAUCAACAGCAUUGAAUCAUAUGCAAUAUAAUGGCCGUAAUGAUUAUAAUGAACAUAAAUUAUUCUGGUUGUUCAAUAAAAAUUGUCAUUAUGUUAGCAAAUGGACAUUCAUUCGAACAUGGUUACCAUUGACAUUGAUCGUAUCGAUAAUCACCAUUAUUGUUCUUUAUUUUCGAACCAAUGUAUUUGAUGAUUUGUUUGAUUAAAUAAAUAAAAUAAAAAAAAAAUUU